Molecule: messenger RNA, 2224 nt
Organism: Malus domestica (apple)
Lineage: Eukaryota; Viridiplantae; Streptophyta; Magnoliopsida; Rosales; Rosaceae
Biological process (GO): protein dephosphorylation
Molecular function (GO): protein tyrosine/serine/threonine phosphatase activity
Source: RefSeq, a predicted model, not a curated record
AAUCCCAAUUUUGAGGUUCCAAAUAUCUCUCUUUUAUUUAUUUAUUUAUUUUUCUCAGUAUUUAAAUUUUAUUUGGAUUUUAUUUACGUUUCUAUAUUCAGGUUGUUUGAAUUUCCCCCAUUGAAUAUUGGGAUUUUUUUGGUUUUUCAUUCGGGUCGCAAAGUAGUUUACUGCGACUACUUAACUUAUAUUAUCUGUUUGGCUGCCGAGAAAAUUUUAGGAGAUGCCGAGAAAGUUGAAAUUUUUGAAUUAUUGUUUUCGUGUUUAAAAAAUCAAAAUUCGUUAAGACGAUCCCAUUCCCACAACAUUGUGUGAGGAUGUUAUUAACUGGAAAAACUAAUGAUGAAGUUAGAUUCUUAAUUUAUAAUUUGAUAUUAUCUGUUUGGCUGCCGAGAAAAUUAGGAGAUGCCGAGAAAGUCGAAAUUUUUGAAUAAUUGUUUCCGUGUUUAAAAAAUCAGAAUUCACUACGACGAUCCCAUUCCCACAACAUUGUUAACCGAAUAGAAAUCUGCCGAAUAGCGUAGAGAAAGGGGAAACUUGGGUUAAGGAGAAUUCCAUUAUUUGUCAGUGGUCAUGCCGUACCGGGUGCGUGAAAAUCUAUUCAUUGGCAACAUCAGUGAUGCAGCAGAGAUUCUCCAAAAUGGUAGCACAGAGAUCACGCAUAUUCUAUCGGUUCGUAGUUCAGCGUCAAUAUCAGUUUUCUCCGAAUGGAAGGGUCUAACAAUUCCCACAAAGGAAAUCAAGAAGGUCUAUGCUGGCGGGUCUGGUGGUGCCUCAGCUUCUGAGGAUGAUUCCGGUGACAGGAAAAAGGGUUGUUUGGUGUCCGAUAAGCUUCUGUACUUGUUGGAACAUGCUGGCAAGGAUUUGAAGCUGGUGAGGAUGGGGGUUCCACUGAGAGAUACGGAGAAUGAAGAUUUGUUGGAUUAUUUGGACGUUUGUUUUGAUUUUAUCGAUAGGAGUAGAAAAGAGGGGUCUGUUUUGGUCCAUUGCUUUGCUGGUGUGUCUAGAAGUGCAGCUAUCAUUACAGCAUAUCUGAUGAGAACAGAAAAUCUAUCACAAGAAGAUGCACUAAAAUCCCUGAGACAAAGCUGUGACUUUGUUUGCCCCAAUGACGGUUUUCUUGAUCAGCUCAAAAUGUACGAGGAAAUGGGCUUCAAGGUUGAUUGUGCCAGCCCCAUAUACAGGUCUUUUCGACUGAAAGUAUUGGGUGAAUCUUAUCAUCGUGGGGAUAGAAUGGACAGUUCUAAAUUUGGAGCAGAUCCUGGGGUGGCUGGUGAAGUUGCCUCUGGAGUGGAAGCAGCUUCGAAUGAAGGAAAAACUGUUACACCAGCUUUCCGCUGCAAGAAAUGCCGAAGAGUUGUUGCAUUGCAGGACAAUGUUGAGGAUCACAUUCCAGGUGAGGGAGAGCAAUCCUUCGGCUGGAACAAGCGAAAAAGUAGCAACUCAUACAACAAGUAUGAGGAUUCUGAUUCUGAAUGUUCAUCCAUUUUUGUUGAGCCUCUAAAGUGGAUGACAGCAGUCGAAGAAGGUGCAAUGGAGGGAAAGUUGUCCUGUGUGCAUUGCGAAGCUCGUUUGGGUUACUUCAAUUGGGCAGGCACCCAAUGCAGUUGUGGAAGCUGGAUCACCCCUGCCUUCCAGCUCCACAAAAACCGAGUUGACGUCAGCACCAUCUAAUCUGUCAAAGAAAAGCAGCAGAAGGGGUCCAAUACCUACCUUUCCAAGGAACAUUUACAACUUUAGAAAUGCCAGAAUACCAUUUAACAUGGUAUAAAAUUUCCGAGAAAAUCAGCUAUCCGCACAGGAAAAGGAGUCGUUGAGUUGUACUGAGGUUGAAAUUGAGCAGCCGCAGCAAGAAAAAAAAUGCAGUGUCGAUCUGUCUUAUAUAAGAUUUUGGAGAUUCGGGUUUUGUUUUUCGUUCUUUCCUACGCAAGCUCAGUUAGGUGACUGAAAAUGUUGUCAUGGAGGUAUAUUUGGCAUGAUUUUUUUCUGUUUUUGUAUAUGUAUAAAACUGUUAAGAGCAAAGAACACUUGAGGUCAUCCCCUUCUCUCGAUAUAGUUAUAGUUUGUAUCAAAGAGAAGAUGGGCGUCAUAAUUCGGGUCAAUUCGAUUUGAAAGAAAAAGAAAAAAAAAAACUCACUAGAGGAAGAGGAUCCUAUCAUGUGAACUGGCAAGAUAUAACCAAUACGUGACAUAAGCUGUUUCGAUUAGCUUGUACUUUAUGUAA